Molecule: messenger RNA, 806 nt
Organism: Suillus bovinus
Lineage: Eukaryota; Fungi; Basidiomycota; Agaricomycetes; Boletales; Suillaceae
Exons: 7
Coding region: 47-700 (217 amino acids)
Source: RefSeq, a predicted model, not a curated record
AACGCCAAAUUUCUUGUAUUUUCAAUCUCGAAUUCGACUCUACACCAUGGAUUCAAAUGCCUUCGUCAAAAAGCUCACCUUCAAAUCCCAGGAUCUCGGCGCAGACAUCGACCUUCUUCUGACUUUCGACGAUCAGCCUAUCGGUGAGCUGUACAAGAAGUAUUACCCAUCGGCUUUUGCGGUCAGGAGAUUUGCGGCCGAUGGCGCUUACCACUGCGAAAUUGUGUAUCGAUCACAACUUGCGUUCACCAAGGUUGUUGUUUCCAACGACGUCAUCCAAAGUGCUUCGACCGAGGUUUCUAUCGACGUUGGGCAAUCUACCAUUCUAACCCAGAAGGGCGAGGUAUACCAAUUUUCCGAUCCCAAAACCGACCCAUUGGUGCCGAAGAAGAAUAUUCAAUGUACGAACAGCGCACCAUACAAACAGGAUAUAGGGGUCGGUUUCAUCGAGCAAGACGGGGCCAUGCCAAAGACGGCUCUAGUUUGGCGCGGCGUAGGGCACGCGCAGAAGUUGAACGCAGAGUUUACUCCGAUUCUACGCGGGUAUAUUGGCACGGACUACCAGGAGAACAGCUUGAUCAAGGGUCAAGUCGAGACCGAUCGUCUCUUCGAACAAGAUCUUGCUGCUCUAGAUGACAAUACUACGUGGAACAUCACGUAUGAGCCCUCCACCGGAGUCUUCAGCAUCGAUCAGGUUUGAGAUAUGAUCUUUUGGAUAUUUCCUUUGUGUUCCAAUUGUUUACCUCUGACUUUAAAUUUGUUCUUGAACGUUGGCUGCUGUCGUGUACUUCAAUAUGUUUGUGCUC